UGUCUGCGUGAGAGCUUUAUCACAAAUCAGAGUGUCGGCGUCUGCAGGAGCUUACAGGGCAAGAGUUCACCGGUCUGUCGGGAGUCUCUCUCUUAGUUAGAUGAUCGCUGACGAAGUUUAGAGGCAAAAAACCAAACACAUGUGAUCUACAAAGGAGUCGCUGUCCGCAACAUAACUUCUGCCUUACUCAUGGAUAUAAGUUAAGCCGCUAAAAGUCCACUGGAUAAGUUUAGCCGGUGUGAAAGGCGGUGUUUUUAUUGACUCGGAGGACAGCAACGACGAUGCCCUUUUAACCGGGGGGAAGUUUUCUGGGGGUGUUUGUGUGUGAGAAGAGAGCGGCCCACGACAUGAUGGCCAUUGGAGCUGAUAGCUGACACUGUAGAAUGAGAGAGGAUGGAACAGACAGACAACCCUGCCCCUGAGAGCAACAACCCUAAUGGGUUUGUCAACCGCGUGUUUAAUGUUUCUCUGGAUGUAAAGAAUGAGACCAGCAGUGUUUAUAUUCAGGAGUCUGGGCCAUGGCCUGCAGAGGGGCAGGGAGAGACCCAGGCUGCCUCUGCUCAGACCCCUGUCAAGGACAGACAGGAGGUCAACCGGAGACCCCGUGCCACAGGGGGCAUCUGGAAGAUCUUGAACCGAAAAAGAGCUGUCGCGGAGCUGGAGCGGAGACCCCACUCCAUGAUCCUGCCCGGGGAGGCUUCCAUCCCUAAACUCUCAUUUGCUGACAAAGUUCGCUCCUUCAAGAAGCUUAAAUCUCCUUCUUUGUUUAGAGGGAAGACAGGGAAAUUGUCCACUGCCAAGUUCAGCAGCUCCUUGGUGGAUGAGGAGUCUUUCUGCCGAGAAAUUGGAACUCCACAGCAGUCCAGCAGGGGCACACUUAGACACCGUGGGAAGAGGCAUUCAUAUGCUGGCUACACAGCAGAGUUUGACUGCUCGUUUGAAGAUAUUGACCUCACUGCCCCCAUAGAUGGCCAUCAGCCCACUGUAGUGGGAGAGGCUACAACUCAGAAUGGUUGUAAACUAUCUGAAAGAGUUACCUAUACUAAAAGAAACCACAACAAUUCAACCAACUGUAACAAAACAGCUGCAGGCUGUGAAGAGCCCAGCAUUAAGGGUAGCCCCAGGACCCCCCAUGGCGCAGGAAGGAGACACAAAGAUGUGUGGAGUUACCUGAGGAGGAUCUCUCUUCUGGGGAAGGCCAAUCCUGCCUACUCAGAGAGGAGCUUUGAUUCUGAGCUUCACUCUCUGGACAAGACUAUGGACUCGGAUUAUGGCUCUGUAGACUUUGAGAGUGUCAGAGACUUCCAGCCACCGCCCCCGAAACACUCUGACAACAAGGGGCACUUUGGUGGUCUAUUCAAGUUUUUCAACAAUGUAGCAGAGACGGCCAGAAAAUGGCGGACAACAUCACGCUCCUUCUCCCCUCCAGAGGGAGAGAGGACACCGAUGAGUUCACCACAGGCCUCACAGCACACAAUGGACAACAUCCAUAGUGUGUCCCUGACACUCCACAGUGAUGGACUUCCAAAAUCCCAGCCUAUCCCAACAUCACCAGUGAACGCAAAAUCCUCACACUCCAGUAACUUUGACAGUGAGGCUUCAGCACCUGUGACAGGUGGGCGAUCCCCUAAUGUGGUCCUGAAAGCUUUUAGGGCAUGCCCAGGGCAUGGGGCUAUCAAUGGCCUUCAGAGCUCUGAGGGUUCAGACAAUCAUAUAGACAGAGAGACAAACCACAGAUCCACAGCCAUAGUAGAGAAUCAUAUCCCCCAGUCAGGUCCAAACACAGAGACUCAAAAAGAAGCAGAGGUUGAAAGGAAUCCAUUAAACUGUCUCUGUAAAGAGGAAAAGGUAGAGGGACAGACAGGAAAUGAGCAGGAUUCCAGGGAUGCUCCACCUGACUCCCACCAGAUACAGGAAGUGAAUAUCCAAUCACAACAAGGUGAUAAAGAGAGCACAACCAAUAGUGUGCCAGCAUCAGAUUCCACAGAGGAAAUAUUUAAGCUGUGUGAGCAGAUUGCCAGCCAGACAGGCUGCAGUGUAAGACAGCCGGGCCCAGCCAUGCCCCACUCUAGCACAGAGAAGACCUCUGUACCUCACAAGACACUGCGCCAUCGUCCUCGCCCGGCUUCAGCUGUACUGGACCUGUGGAGGCCCAACCCAGAACGAGAUCUCUACAGCCAUUAUAGUGAGGUCGGCUCACUGUGCCGGCGGAGACGCAGGCCUGCUCCCACCAUGCAACACUCUCCGGGGCAGAGACGGACAGCUGCUCGUUCCAGACCUUGCUCUGUCAUAGAGACCAGUGUUACUAGGGAGACGCAGUCCACGGAGCUGCAUCACAGAGCCUUGUCUCGCCCGCCGGGUGUGUCACCGUUAGAGCCCCCAUUGAGGGUAUCUCUCCAGCGGUGCCGCUCCCUGCCUCUUCCCCCCAGCACUCUCACUGCCUUGGCGCUGCUCCUGCCUCAGUCAGUGGACAUGGGUCAGACAUCGUCCGUCCGUCUGCGGUCUGGAGACUCCAGUAGCUGCAGGAGGAGGAGGCUGCUAAGACCUGGUUCAGAACCACUGCAGGUCAACAUAUUGAUAAGUGGAGGUUCAAUCGUCAACGCUGAGGCGGUAUGGGACCAUGUGACCAUGGCGGACCGGGAGUUGGCGUUUAAGGCCGGUGACGUCAUCAAGGUGCUGGAUGCCUCCAACAAGGACUGGUGGUGGGGCCAGAUUGAUGAGGAGGAAGGAUGGUUCCCUGCCAGCUUUGUACGGGUGGAACCCCACCCUCCUCAGCCCCAAACAAAACAGGUUUUCUAUAUCAACCCCAUAGCAACUCCACGGUUCCAAAACACCACGUCAAAGCUGUGGGUGAACCAGGAGGAUGGGGGAGCGGAGCCAGCCGAGGGGACCAGUGAGGUGCAGAAUGGGCACCUGGACCCAACCAAUGACUGUUUGUGUCUGGGCUCGCCUCUCCAGAACAGAGACCAGAUGAGAGCUAACGUCAUCAAUGAGAUCAUGAGCACAGAGAGACACUACAUCAAACACCUCAAGGACAUCUGUGAGGGCUACCUGCGCCAGUGCAGGAAGCGUGUGGACAUGUUCAAUGAUGACCAGCUGAAGGUCAUCUUUGGGAACAUCGAGGACAUCUACCGCUUCCAGAUGGGCUUUGUUAGAGACUUGGAGAAACAGUACAACACAGAGGAACCCCACCUCUCUGAAAUCGGACCAUGCUUUUUAGAACAUCAAGAUGGUUUCUGGAUCUAUUCAGAAUACUGUAACAACCACUUGGAUGCCUGUAUGGAGCUGAGCAAGCUGAUGAGGGAUGGCAGGUACCAGCACUUCUUCGAGGCCUGUCGCCUCCUCCAGCAAAUGAUUGACAUCGCCAUAGACGGCUUCUUGCUCACUCCUGUCCAGAAAAUCUGCAAAUAUCCACUCCAGUUGGCUGAGCUUCUCAAAUACACUGCGCAGGAGCACAGCGACUAUCGAUACGUGGCAGCAGCCCUGGCAGUAAUGCGGAACGUCACCCAGCAGAUCAACGAGAGGAAGAGGAGGCUGGAAAACAUCGACAAGAUCGCCCAGUGGCAAGCCUCUGUUCUGGACUGGGAGGGGGAUGAUAUCUUGGACAGAAGCUCGGAGCUCAUCUACACUGGGGAGUUGUCAUGGAUCUAUCAGCCGUACGGACGCAGCCAGCAGCGAGUUUUCUUCCUCUUUGAUCACCAGCUGGUCCUCUGUAAGAAGGAUCUGAUACGCCGGGACAUCCUGUACUAUAAGGGCCGCAUUGACAUGGAUCGCUACGAGGUGCGGGACGCCAUAGACGGGCGUGACGAUGACUUCAACGUCAGUGUGAAGAACGCUUUCAAACUGUGCAACAAAGACAGCGAGGAGAUCCACAUCUUCCUGGCCAAGAAGCCGGAGGAGAAGAUCCGCUGGCUCAGGGCCUUCCACGAGGAGAGGAAGAUGGUGCAGGAGGAUGAGAAAAUCGGUUUUGAGAUUUCUGAGUACCAGAAGCGGCAGGCAGCCAUGACAGUGAGAAAGGUGACCAAACAGAAAGGUGUAAACAGGUGCACGCCCCCCUCAUACCCGCCCCCCCAGGACCCCCUCAGUGCGGGGCAGUAUGAGGUAACGGAGGACAUGGCACAAGGAGAGGUUUUUGAAUUCAGUCAAUCCAAAAGAGGCCAGGCUCCUUUCUGGCAGAAUUUUAGUAGAUUAGCUCCAUUUAAGAAAUAGAGAUACACAGACUCUUCUGAAGGACCAGCUAUUUUUCUUAGAAGCACUAAACACUGGAUGAUCAUGUCCCAUGAUGAAGAAAAUACGAAAAACACACAUACACAAGAGACUUCAAAGUUAAGGACCAAUGUUAAAUAUAGAGUGUGAUUGGAAGCAGCAAGAGGACUGAAGACUUGGAUUUAAAAAAAUUGAGGAAAAAAAAAGAAACUUUACAAUUCAUAUAUGUUAGUAACGUUCUUAGUUAUCAUGCUUCUCCAGCUGAGUCAACCGUCAUGAACUCUUUCCCUCGGAUUCUGCAACACUCAUCAUCACACCAUCUGAAUGUCCUGGAGUUCAUUGAGAUUGUUGUAUUAUUUCAUUUUUAAUCCAUCAUCCAGAGACAAACACAAGGCCACGCCAGGUCAUCCCUAGUAGUAUGAUUGUGUCUGAGAUCCUGCUGUGCUGCUAUGUGCAAUUGCUUGUUGCAUUCUUCUGAAUGUGAGAUUGAAUAACGACAGGCCUCAGCUACUGGCUGAGGCAUCUGACGGACCUGUGAAGCUCGACUGUCACCUCUGAGUUAGAUCCAUCCUACCGCUGAUCACAGGCUCUACUCAUGUCUGCGUCUGGAUCUCCUCCUCACUCUCAGCGCUCCAUAUUCCUCUUCACUCUCUCAAGCUGUCUGCGUAUAGUAGCCCUCUUUUCAGCAAGUAUGACGUUCACAGUGUCUCCCUCCCUCUUUGCGUCCCUCUCUAUCUCUCUACCCACCUGCUCAGCCUCUGUGAGUCAGUGGUUCUCAGAGGAAGAGCUUCAUUCUUUUGGAAACCUGCCAUUGGCCAUGAUAUGAUGGGUCAGGGAACAAAUCAAUAGUGGGAACAUCAAUAGAAUAUUUACAUCCUUUCACCAACCAGUUUUGACAGGGUAUUCAUAUCCGAUCACGCCGAGGGGCUGUGGGUUGCAUUUUACGGAGAGCUUGCCGCUCAGAUGAAACAGCUGGGAGCAGGAGAUAGGCAGGCUACGGUCCACCUGCCUUGUGUCAGAGCCCCUCCCCACUCUCCCCAGAGACCACCCCUGUAGCACUGUGCUGGCAGCUCACUGGGUGUUUGGAAAGAGUACAGCCUACCUCCGGAAAUCCGCUGAGAGCAGAAAGUGAAGUUGAUGCAUUGGCCAAGGUCUGAAAUAAUAUCUCUUUCUCACGUCAGCUGUAAAAAGACUUCCUCAGUUGACUUAAUUAUUUUGUAUUGCUCACACUGUAAAAAAGCACAGCACAUAUUCAGUCUGAGGAGUACCUUUUUGUCUCAUUUGAGUUAGAGUGAUGCCACAGUGUGAGAAAUUAGAGAGAACCAUAACCAGCACAAGGGAAAAUGGUCAAAAAAUGAUAAAUGAACUAUACGACUAUUUACAGUUCCUGAGGUUGCGAGUCGUUACUGCAAAAAGUACUCUGUAGGAGUGUGAGCCAAUACCGCAGGGAAGGCAGAAAGGUGGAUUUAAUCUGUAGCAUGCAGGUGUCCUCUGUCAGAUUCAUGCAUCUCUAAAGACUGCAGCUUCAAGUCUUGGCACUCCUCCCUGUCACGUUGUUUUCCAGAUCUGAUCCAUGUUCUGGCAGUUAGCUCGGCACCGUUAAGUGAAUUACAGAGGACUGUGGCCUGAUCAGAUUGAUUUGUUUAAUCAUCAAUGUCCCUGAAGCUGCUGUUGCAAUGCUAUUUCAACAGAGAUAUUAGAUAAGAGAAGAUCCACUGAGGAGAAAACUACCAAUUUACACACACGAUGAAGGUGUAUUCUUUUCUACAGUUGGAAUGUAAGUGAAACAUCUGCCCACGGUUUGUGAUCAUAUUUUGACCUCAGAUGCAGAAGUACAUUUUGUGUUAUAUCACCAGAUGGACAGUACAUAUACAGUAUGACAACUUGUGCAAUGUGAUAUAUCAUUAUAUAUCUUCACUAUUCACUACCGUGAUAUGAAAGAGUUAUAUAUCGUUCUAUGUCAUUUGUUUGCCUUCUUAUAGGCCUUAUAACCUAUUGGAAAAAAAGACCUUAGAGUUGCUUUGUAUGUUGUGUAAUUUAUGUUUUGUUUCAGUAAAGAAAGUUGAGAAAUGGGUGAGUUGGCUGCUGGUGUCUGUAGAGAUGGCUCCCAGUGAGAUUGUUUUGGAAGAUAAUUCCCUUGUCUGGCACAGCAAAAAGAUAUGGUUCCCAGGCCAUGAUAACCUCAGGUCCCGUGCUACGCCCACCAACCCACCCCCCCUACACCCCCUCCCCUACUCCACGCCACCACCACCACCACCACCACCACCACCACCAACAUACAGAUACAAGCAUGCAGGCAAACACACACACACACACACGGACACAUAAUCAUGCACACUUGCUGGCCCGUUCUGCUGCGGAGAAGAGAGAUGCUAUCUAACAGUGCCUUCCAGCAUUCCACUAGUGAUUAUCUAUUCAGUUUCACAGGCAGAUUUGAAUUAGUCAUGUAUUUUCCCUUCAGUGUGGGACUUGCAUCUCUCUCUUCCUCUCUCUCUCUCUCUCUCUCUCUCUCUCUAUCUCUCUCUCUCACACACACACGCACACACUCUCUCUCUCUCUCUCUUUCUCUCUCUUUCUCAUACACACUGGGAAUUCCUCUUUCCCCCGGUGCAUGAGAUCCACUCGGACAGAAACUUAGAGGUCAGGCCUUUUCCAUAUGAGUAGAUACUGUGCUGUCUGACUGAAACACCUUAUUAUAUUAUAUCACACUUACAUAGCAGUAAUUUUAUUGCACAAAAAGAAGUUAAUUCUGAUUUCAGAUGUUUAGAAACCACAUAGAAUUCCUUUAUUGUUAUAUAUUUAACUGAAAGAUGGUUUAAUUUGAAUAUAUAGUAGAAACCAGAUUUUCAUUAGUCAAGUUAGGUUGCACAUUUCAAAAUAUAUUAUUAACAGUGAGUUAUGAAUCAAAAGAAAAAAAUCAUCUAUUUUACCUUUAUCAGCUACACACUGUAAAUAAUGUAAAAAGAACAGAUCAUAUAUUUGGAUAUUGGUAUUUUGCGUUGGAGACGAAUGUUGUUCCAGUUCUAGCGUGCGGUAGACCUCAGUACCAGGUAAAUGCAUGCUUGUGGCAUCCAAUAUUUUGCAUGAGACUUAAGACAACUCUUAACAGAUUGUUUAGUUUCAUUUAACUUCCAAUGGGAUUCCCCACAAUGUGGAACCAUUCAUUUGUGAACCCAUGCCAUCUCACUAAAGGGAGUUCUUUUCUCUGUCCACCUGUCUCCUGCUCACUUCACAUUCACGGUUGUAGCUUCUGUUUUUUUUAAUUUAUUGUCAAGCAGAGGGGGGAAGCAUCUUUUCCUCAUGCUGAAUCAAAGACUUAACUGUUGAUAGGUAAAAUGAAAGGCACUGAUGCUCUCUUUGCCCAGAUAUAAUGGGUACUAUAAACUGUAACAUUAUCUUCAACUUUUUUUUCUUCUUUUCUUUGAGUCCAACCUACACUGUCAUGGUCCAAACCGCUGGUUAUUCUUGGAACACCAUUAACUGCUGAGGCAAAACGGGUAUAAUUUUUCUAUGACAACAGUGAACCAAAUAGGAGUUAGCACUGAUCAUGGGCGUUUGUGUAUAGAUUUGUAGUCAAGCAGAAGAGCUGAAUAAAUGCGAAACCUCUCGGGAUGAGCUAAAAAUAAACAUAAUCCUGAAGACACACACAGUACUUCAUUGCAAUUCACAUCAUGCUCUUGUUUCUACUUAAAAAAAAAAAAAGAUUCUUUGGAGUACAAUGACUUGACAGUACAAAUUAUUUCCUCACUUGUAUUUAUUGAAUGCAGUAUUAAAUAUUACCACUUUGGCCACAUUGUUAGAAGGAUGUAUAUAUUGGUUUUUCUUAUAUAAUUAUCAUUCUGACCUUGUACUGAGAGCUGAGAGGACAGCCUUCUGUGCAGUUUUUUUUUUCCUUUUUCUUUUUCCGGUCAUAAUCCAAGACAGCCAAGUUAGCAGACUGUCAACUGAGUGCAUCAGAGGUUCUCAGAUUUCUGUAGUCCCUUUUAGUCCAGGUUGUAUAUGGAGCCAGUAACCGCGCUCACUCACAUUUAGCAUAGCAACAUCUUCAGUAAGAACUCCUUGCAGUUGGUUAAUGCAGUCCUGUAUUGUUUCAGAAUAGUCAGGGUACAACAGAGUCUUCAAUGAGCCAUAUUUGAUGUGGUGUUCAGUGACAACAAAGUUAACAGAAGACUGGCAUCCCCACUUUUGGAAUCACAAUCUAUUCAUUGUAUAUUACCAUCUAGUUUGAGGUCUGGAUUUUUGCCUAUCACAGAGAAUUUACUCACAGUAUCCAUAUCCUUUGUCACCAUAUGCAAACAUUUUGUCAUUUUCUUUCUUGCUGGCCUUUGAGUUUGAUUAUUUGUUGUAGAAAUGAAAAACCUGAAAAAUAAUGCCUAUUCAAUCCAGAAACUGUGAAUGGGAGAGUGGAGAUGUCAACUGUAUGUACAUUAUAUGUUUUGAUGUAAUCAGAAGCACUGGGAAUAUGUUGUACUUCGCUGUAAAAAUAAAUCCAUAUCUGAUAUAGCUGUACUUUUGUUGAAAAUAAAACCUCUACAGAA
Molecule: messenger RNA, 8744 nt
Organism: Thunnus maccoyii (southern bluefin tuna)
Lineage: Eukaryota; Metazoa; Chordata; Actinopteri; Scombriformes; Scombridae
Product: rho guanine nucleotide exchange factor 9
Exons: 15
Coding region: 394-4209 (1271 amino acids)
Molecular function (GO): guanyl-nucleotide exchange factor activity; protein binding
Source: RefSeq, a predicted model, not a curated record